Molecule: messenger RNA, 708 nt
Organism: Manihot esculenta (cassava)
Lineage: Eukaryota; Viridiplantae; Streptophyta; Magnoliopsida; Malpighiales; Euphorbiaceae
Product: 60S ribosomal protein L36-3
Exons: 5
Coding region: 153-485 (110 amino acids)
Biological process (GO): cytoplasmic translation
Cellular component (GO): ribosome; cytosolic large ribosomal subunit
Molecular function (GO): structural constituent of ribosome
Source: RefSeq, a predicted model, not a curated record
UCAGUCGCCCUUUGUUAACCCGACCCGAUUUCUCCUUUAAAUAACCGGCUACGCCUUGGAACGCAAAAGCUUAGGGUUUUCUUGGUCGCAGUCUUUCCCUUGAAGUUUUCUCUGAGGUGUUACAGGGAAAUCUACGGUGGAGCUAUUUGGGGAUGGCACCAAGACCGUCCAAUUCUGGACUUUUUGUGGGUCUAAAUAAAGGACAUGUGGUGACAAAGAAGGAAUUGGCCCCACGUCCGUCUGACAGAAAGGGGAGAACUAGCAAGAGGGUCAGUUUUGUGAGAGGCCUCAUCAGGGAGGUGGCUGGUUUUGCUCCUUAUGAGAAGAGGAUCACUGAGCUUCUAAAGGUUGGGAAAGAUAAGCGUGCACUAAAGGUGGCAAAGAGGAAGCUGGGUACUCAUAAGAGGGCCAAGAAGAAGCGUGAGGAGAUGUCUUCUGUUCUUCGGAAAAUGAGAGCUGGUGGAGCUGGAGAGAAAAAGAAAUGAGUUCUUGAGUUCUUCACCCAGAUGCCAGAGCACUUGUUGGAGUUCCAUUACAAUAUCUAGUGAUGCGUAUUUGUGGUGUCUGCUAUCAUUUUGAAAUUUUGCUGAAAAGAUUUGAUUAUGUUUGCCAUCUAAACCCUAAUUUCUAAAUAUAGAUGAACUGAUUAGCAACUUAUUGCGUUGUUAAAUCUAUCUUCUUUUUAUGAUGAGAUCUCAUUUGAGGAAA